UUUGCACAGAUUUUUUUUCUGAGGACUGGAAAGCAAGAGAGGCUGCUCUUUCUUCAUCGUGUUUAAGGGAGUUGUUGAGGAAGAGAGCGUUUAUACCACUGUUCACUUCACUUCUCCACAUGUAACGUGGCAACUGGAGAUGGCAAAGCUCAUCAACAAGUGAAGCUUAUUCUUAAUUUCUUCAAAUAAUCGCGACAUGGAAGCGGUGAACUUGGACAGCAAAGCGGAUCGCUUUAACGGCAGCGUGGAGGAGCAGUACCGGACGCUGGCGUAUGACACCGCGCUAAGUACUUUACUCGCAGUGCUGGUCUACGUGGUGGUGAAGGUGAGCCUGGACGGAAUCCGCCAAUGGCGAGCUAGAAUCUCGGUUCUGAUCGUUGGCUCGGGUCCUAUCGGACUGACCGCGGCACUAGUCGCUGUCCGUUCGGGGAAGGUGCUGAAGUUGACGGUGCUGGAUGAGCGCUACCGGAGCGCGCUGCUCUGCAGACCCCAACAGAUCGCGCUGGAUCCCCGCAGCGUCCGCUUCCUACUGGACCUGGGGGUGGAUUUCGACAACAUGGAAGGGUGCUGGCACAACGAGCACUUUUUCACCAAAAUCGGAGUGUUUCAAGAGUAUUUGCUGAGCAUCCUGGAGCAGAAGAAGCAAAAGGUUGACGUGAAAGUCCAUUUGGGUACAAAGUUUAGUGAAGAGUACCUGAGGAAGAUCCCGAUGGGGGAGUGGCCGCGGGUCAUUGUAGUUGCAGAUGGCUCGUGUGGUGAUUCGUGCUCUGUUCUGGGCAUCAGCGCUGAUUACAUUGUAGAAUCAUGUCGUGCUUAUGGAGCCAAUGCCACUAUAGAAAGACUGGACCAGAGACAGGUUCCCACACCAGAGAUCCGAGCUCACAGUUUAUACUUUGAUCUAUCAGCGUAUGGUAUUGACACUCCGAAAGAACCACGCAGCUCCACCCAGACUGCAGCAAAACCAGGAUUCCAUCUGAAGAUAUAUGGAACAUUCCGGAACCGCUACAUGGCUCUGGCCUGCACUUCAGGUGCAGAUUCCAAAAUGAUGCAUUUCCUGCGCCACACAGCCAACUCUUCUAUCAUGAAGAACAUCUUCCAUCAGUCCUUCAACGCAUAUAAGACAGACAUUGAGUCACGUCUGAGUGAACUCACCCUACAUCACAUGCAGUGCAGUCGGAAGCUGUUUGAGAUCAUGCUGUCAUACAGACGAGUUAAUGCUGCUUACAUUGAAGGAGAUAAUGUUGCAGUGACUGUGGAAGGAGAAGCUGCAAGAGUGCUCAACUUUGACACUGGUUGUGGUGUGAACUUUGGCAUGAGAGGACUGGAGUCGCUCGGAUUGUUCAUUUACAGAACUGCUACGGCACUGGACCAAAACGAUGUGUUUGAGGCGCUCUCUGCCAAAAUCCAGCACUCCAGACACGUGGCAGAGACUUUCAAGCAAACCGGACUGGCCUCUGCAAUGUUUGAAUGACACUGUGCACAUUUGUGUUUGAGUGAGCAGUAUCUGUGCAUGUAUGCUUUGUGAUACAUCAUUAAGAACUUGCAGAAUGUAAUGCUUACAAACUGUGAUCUGAAAUUUGUAUUUAUCUGAUAUUUUUUUUAACAUUGUGUGUGAUUACUUUUAUAAGCGAAUGUUGUUUUCAAUUUGGAGUACGCGUAUUUGUAUUUAAUUUGUGAAGUUUAUUACAUUUAUUCAUUUGGCAGACACUUUUAUCCGAAGUGACUUACAAAAGAGGAAAACACAAGCAAAUCAUUUUAAGGAGACAGUGGUAUAAAAGUGCCAUACUACAAAGUUUCACUAGCAUCAGAAUAGUAUUCUAAACAAGUGCAAAUUAUUAUUAUUUUUUUGUUAGUGACUAGUUAAGUGCUCUCGGAAAAGAUGUGUUUUAAUUCAUUUUUUGAAGACAGAGAGUGAGUCUGCCUCAUGGAUAGAGUUGGGGAGUCAUUCCACCAACGAGGUAUGAUCAAACUGAAAGUCCGAGAACAUUUUUUGGUGCCUCUGUGUUGGUACAACAAGGCAAUGUUCCUUAGCUGAAUGCAGGCUUAUAGUGGGUAUUAUUUUAGGUAUGUUGGAGCAGACCCAGUGAUUUAGUGUAUUAGUGUAAUGUGAUGGUUAAAAUAUGUUCAUGGAACAUUUGUGUGUAUCUUAUUUUUUAAUUACAACUGUCAGAAUUAACUCUUGCGAUUAAUGAAAAAAAAAAAAGAAAAGCUUAACACGUUUAUUUUUCUUAAUCGCGAUUUACUCAUUUACCGUUAAUACAACAUAAACGCAAUAUUGGGCAGAGCGGAACCUUUGUAAUGUGUCUGCGCGGCGUCAUUAAACUGACUGACACACACACACACAACAAACAAAUAAACAACCGCCAUUCACCACUAAGUGGCGGUGACGUCACCACGACGCUUGUGCCAGGCUAUGUGCACGUUUAGGCCACGUGAAGUGUCGAACGGGACACGGGACAGAUCCAACCGGUGACACAGGUCGAAUGACUGAGAUGACUGGCUGAUGCACCACCUGUGCCCCCUGCUGUGACAACUUGCAGUGCUUUAGCCACCCUGCGCUCUGCUCGUUGUUGUGAGCGUCGCUCCUCUGCCCUCCGUUGUUGUUGGAGGGCGACUGCCUCCAACUGGCCAGCAGCAUCCUUCACAAGCCUCCUCCAAAGAGGCUGAUCUUGACACUGCUGGUACCAAUCAUCGGCAAGUCCACCCAGCUUCAAAUCCCCCUGUACCACAUCACUCCAUCUCUUCUCCAGCCAGUGCUGCGCCUGCUUAGCCCCCUCUAUCCGGCCGAACAAAAACUGUUUAGGCAUGAGGUGGCCGGGCAUGCGGGCUACAUGACCCAGCCAACGCAACCUUGCCUGCCGGAGGAGCUCACCGAUGGGACUUUGUCCACAUCUUUCAAAGACUUGUGAGCUCCUCACAUAAUCCAGUCUGGUUAAACCCAGGAUGGAUCUUAGGCAGGCCAGCCUAAAUGUUUCGAGCCGGCGAUGAUGUUCCAUUAGGGGGGUCCAAGUUUCGCAAGCAUAGAGAAGGGAGGGAAUGACCGUGGCCGAGAAUACUUGAAGCUUUGUGCGGAGCGACAAAUCGGGUAGCUUCCACACAGCGUUACGCAACCGAUGAAAAGAUAAUGCUGCUCGACUGAUUCAGAGUGAGACCUCUGCUGUCAAACCGGAGCUGGUCAUAAGCACACUUCAUGGAAAACACUCCACUCUCUCCACAACUGCCCCAUCACCAAUUGGGAGCUGUGGGGGUGUAGUGUCCGGUGGUACAUAAUACCCAGGAAGGUGCUUAGUUUUGGUUGGGCUGAUGGUAAGGUCCCAUCUCUUAGUGGCAAGCUCCAGGUUCAUCAGCAGCACCUCCAACUCCUCCUCUGAGUGAGCAGCAAUCACCAGAUCAUCAGCAUACAUAAUGUGGUUGACCAAUAGGGAGCCAUCCCUUGACCGCACCCGGGCAUCGAUCAACCUCCCAUUAUAUCUGUACCAGAUGGAAAUUCCUCCAGUACAGCCAUCGAAGGCUUCAUGAACCACAUGGUCGAAAUAGAUAAUAAAUAAUGUGGGGGCCAGAGGACAUCCCUGUCACACUCCAAGGUGAACAGGGAAUGGCUCCGACUCCCGACCACGUAGUUUUACCCGGGCCCGCUCGCCAUCAUGAAGGUCCUUAAUGAUCGCGAGCUGUGGGUCUGGGACUCCGAAAGCACGAAGAACAACCCAGAGCCCAGGCCUACUGAUGGUAUCAUAGGCCUUGACCAGGUCAAUAAAGCAGAGAUGUAGGUCUUGCUGGAAUUCCCAACACCUCUGCUGUAGCAGACGGACAGAGAAUAUGGCAUCUGUGCAAGACCGCCCCUUCCUGAAACCACACUGGGGCUCCGCAAGUCUCUCCUCAGCGUGCCUGGCAAGGCGAUGUUGAAUAAUCCUUGCCAGGACCUUUCCCGGCACACUGAUGAGUGAGAUGCCCCUAUAGUUAUUGCAAUCUGAGCGGUACCCCUUUUUAAAGAGAGGGACCACCAGGGCAUCCUUCCAAUCCUGCGGAACCCACCCAGUGGUCCAGACUGUUGUUAUGAUGUCAUGUAGGGCAAUCUGUGCACAAACACCAACCUCCUUCAGCAUUUCACUGGGGAGAUCAUCUCUGCCCAGUGCCUUUCCUGGCCUCAGGCUUUGGAUCGCCUUCAGUACUUCCUCCAAAGAUGGCACCUCAGCCAGCCACCCACAGGGAGCGAGUUCUUCUUUCAAUAUUUGUGGCACCGCAGCCCCAGCAGUGUCAUCCCCACUUUGUCCCACAACGUUUUCCAGUCUCAGGGAAUUCCCCUCCCCCAGGACCUCACAGAAAUGCUCAGCAAAUCUGUAAACCUGUUUCUGGGGGUCGGAGAUUGGAUCACCGUUCUUUCCCCUAAUGAUGGUAAUAGGUGUGGUGCUGCAAGUAACUUUUUUGAUAGAAUAAAGAGCGAUUUGUGAUCGUGGGCCACCGAGGCAGACUCCAUCUCCUCAGCAACCCGCGACCACCAACCAUCCUUGCAGCGCCUCACGGCUCUCCGAACCUCCGAGCGAAGGCUCCUCAUUCUCUGACGUGGGAUGCUGUAGACGAUGAGAGUGGGCCUGUCGCUUUUUCUCAGCCAGCCUGAACACCUCCUCUGUCAGCCAGGAUCUCUGAGGAGGUCUGGACCGUGUGCUCAAAACUGCCAUUGCAGUUACAUGAGCCACAGCCCUAAACCUCGCUCAUUUCCCCUC
Molecule: messenger RNA, 4721 nt
Organism: Xyrauchen texanus (razorback sucker)
Lineage: Eukaryota; Metazoa; Chordata; Actinopteri; Cypriniformes; Catostomidae
Exons: 5
Coding region: 197-1471 (424 amino acids)
Source: RefSeq, a predicted model, not a curated record